Drosophila bipectinata is the source of this 3128-nucleotide messenger RNA. Its product is annotated as UPAR/Ly6 domain-containing protein crok. Lineage: Eukaryota; Metazoa; Arthropoda; Insecta; Diptera; Drosophilidae. The record is from RefSeq and is a predicted model, not a curated record. Gene Ontology annotation, biological process: sleep; positive regulation of voltage-gated potassium channel activity; regulation of synaptic transmission, cholinergic.
UUGAGGAGCGCUCAGAAAGAAUUUCAACGUGUUUGGGGUUGCAUCGCGUCGCGUGACCGCAGCAGAGUCCAUAAAAAAAGGAAGCUCAUUAAACUAAAUACCGAUUAGUGUCUCAAAAACAAGAAUUGUGACAAACGAAAAGGCUAACAUGCUAAUUUAGCAUAGCAAAAAUAUAAGACACACACUAAUAAAAUUGUCCAACGAAAGCGAAGCGCGUGUAACGCCAGCAAAUUGUUGCUCCAGCCGCCGAGCAAAGAGGAGUGAGCCACACACAGCUGCAUACAUAUUUAAUUUCAAUAAACCCAAAUACAUACAAAAUGUCGCCUUUCAUGGAGAAGACGCUGUUGUUGUUCGGCGUGCUUUGCUGCAUACAAGUCACCACUGCCCUGAUGUGCUAUGAUUGCAACAGCGAGUUUGAUCCUCGCUGCGGUGAUCCCUUCGAGCCAUACUCCAUUGGCCAGGUGAACUGCAGCAAACAGGAGCCCCUUGAGCACCUUAAGGACAAGUACAAGCCCACCCUGUGCCGCAAAACCGUUCAGAAGAUUUAUGGGAAAACCCGUAUUGUCCGCGGUUGUGGCUAUAUUCCGGAUGAGCGCACCGACGGCGAGUGCGUGAAGCGCUCGGGAACCCACGAUGUGGCCGCCAUAUACUGCUCCUGCACCAAGGACCUGUGCAACGGAGCCACCACCCCGUUCGCCCAGUGGAUGAUGCUGCCCGUCGUCCUCGCCGCCGGAGUGGCGCUGAUGCUAAACUCGAGGCACACAAUACGAUUCCAGAGCUCGUAAAUCCAGCUCGAUGUAGCAUUUUUCAUUGAGUUUAUUUAUAACUAUCAUUUCCGAUAUAAUUUUAAACUGUUUCCUGACCCAAAUCAGAGAACAAUGUUCAUUUAGUUGCAUAAUUUCAUUUAAUGUAUAAUUUAAUGUGUUCGUAAGCGUUAAAAUAAUAUAAAUAAUAAUGAGAUCCGUUUAUGAAAAGCAAAAACAAUAAUAAAUAUUUGGGGGCAGUAAUAAAGACACAUUUUUUAAAACCCUUGAUUAAAUGAUAAUUUUCAAAAUACAAAAAAACUGCCAGAAAAUGUCUCCGCCUAAAAAAAUGUCUAACUUUAAUCCUGGAUCGAUAGGAAAUUAUCAACUUCAAAAGCACUUUAUAAUCAAGAUGAAUAAUUCUGGUUCGUAUAUAUUUCAAAAAAUAUUCCAUGAUAUUCAAUAAUUUCCGAUCAAUGAAAAUAGUGCUUGUGAGUGCCACAGAUAUCGUUCAUUUACUAAAAAGUUGUAUUGACUCAAAAAUCAUGUUUUUAUGGCUAUGGUUUAUUUAUUUUUCUUUUCAACAAGACAGCAAUAAGUUAAGACAGCAUUUUCGAGAUCACAAAAAACCUAAUUUUUGGGUUGAGAUGAUUUGUUAGGAUGUGAACGAUGUAUGUUUUUUGAAUCAACAUGUUUCGAAUACCAUUUCCGCACUAAUUCUUCCAAUGUGAUAAUGCACCAUCCAUUAAAGAGAAUUAUGAUGGAUUUGGAUUGGGGACAUGUCUUCUCCAUAAUAUUUCUGACAUUUCCAUUAUAUUUGGUUACAAAUUAAACUACCCAGUAAAAAUUAAUUACUUAAUUCAGAGGAAAUAUAGGAAACCCUUGGAAGGCCCAACCCUUCGUUAAACCUAUGAGAAAAUAAAAUUCUAAAAAUGAACAUCUAUAGAGCAUACAACUUGCAAUAAUUAGGAUUCAAAUCUCAUACGAAAACAAAAAAUUGAUUUAUAUAGAAAAAGAGAAAGUAAGAGAACCAUAUUAAAAGAAUAUAUAUAUACAUAAUUGAAUAAAUGGAAGAAACUAUUUACAAACCAGCAGAGAAUCCAUUAAAUAUUAAAAAUUAAUAGGAAGAGGAGAGAUAACAUUUGUCCAUUUUAAGCUUCAUACAAACAAAACAAAUAAAUCUUCCUAAUAUAUUAGAUGACAGAAUAAAUGCAAGUUUUGAUUUGAAUCUUUGAUUUUAACAAAAUACCCCGAACAGAUCCACAAACAGAUCCAAAGUACAGUCAACACAAACAGCAAGACAGAAUAUUAAUUAACAAAAACACUAGCCAACACAUACCAAAACAGUUACAAACACAUCAUUUUGUGUAGAAAAAAAAUUAUAUCUAUACAUGAAAUAAAUUGCAUAAAUUAUAUAACAUAUUUAUUUAGUUAAAUAUUAUUAAGAAUUAUACGGAAAGAUAAUAAAACCGACAGAAGCGUGAGCAUAUGUAGAUAAACCUAACUAAUUUAAAUUUAUAAAAAGAAAAAAAAAAAAAACAAGAACAAAACACUAGCCGUUGUAUCGUAAUUGAAACCAAGAAAUUGAAAAACCAAAACACCAAAAUAAAAACCAAAAUAAAGCUAUAAACAAAUUGCAAAUCAAUAAACCAUUACCUAUUCAAAAUACUUACUUAAGAUAACUGGGCAAAUUAAAAUCGAAGAGGAAGGAUUUUUUCAAAGCACUUACAACUUCACCAAUUAUUAAUUAAACUCCAAGUACAUCCUCUGACAAAGAAUAUGGAUACCAAGUCACGUAAAUUCAAAAUCCGAACAACUAUGAAGAUAAUUCACGAGAAAACAAAAAAAAAUUGCAGGAAUCAUAUCAUUGAGCUUUGCUUCACGGAAGAACACAUUCUAAACUAAAACUCAUCCAGAAACUAAGCGCAGAAUUCAACAUAUAUUUCAAAUUAUAUAAAGCAAAUUGAUAUAAAAUAGAAGAAUAAAACUAAAACCGAUAAAAAAGUUUCGAAAACCGUUGCUGAAACUUUCAAAAAAGUUUCUCGAAAUAAGCAGGAAGACGCAGCAAUGAAGCUUACGUCUUCACCGAAUGAGUUGCAUACUCUAUAAAAAUAAUUAUAAUAAAAAAAAGGAUAUAUCAAUAUCAUUUCCAUUUGUUUUUUAUGUUUUUAAACCACUGCAAUAAGAACAGCAACAAAUAUUGUAUGCAUAAUAUGCAAAAUAAAACCUAUAACAGAAAUAAAACAAAAUCCACGAGCAAAAAUAAAAAAAUGGCGAAAAAACAAGAAAGAUAAUUAUGUGAACUUGUUAAUUUUUAGUAUUUAAGUCUGUAAAGCUCCGCUUGUAGAUGAAAAAUCAAUAAAUAAACUAAAUAACAAAGAUAAA